CCGUAAAGCGCCGCGCGGCUGGCGCGACAGCCGGAAGGACUGUGAGGCUGGCACUGCGGGUGGAGAUGGCGGCGAGGGAAGUCAAGUCUGUGCUCUUCGUGUGCUUGGGGAACAUUUGCCGAUCACCCAUAGCUGAAGCUGUUUUUAGAAAACUUGUAACAGAUGAAAAUGUUGAAAAUAAGUGGAGGAUAGACAGUGCAGCAACAUCUACCUAUGAAAUAGGAAACCCUCCUGACUAUCGAGGACAGGCUUGUAUGAAGAAGCAUGGCAUUAACAUGAAUCAUAUUGCCAGGCAGGUUACUAAAGAUGAUUUCCUAACAUUUGAUUAUAUACUUUGCAUGGAUGAAAGCAAUCUAAGAGAUUUGAAAAGAAAAAGCAAUCAAGUUAAAAACUGUAAAGCUAAAAUUGAAUUACUUGGAAGCUAUGAUCCACAGAAACAGCUUAUAAUUGAAGAUCCAUAUUAUGGGAAUGAAAAGGACUUCGAGGCUGUUUAUGAGCAGUGUGUUAGAUGCUGUAAAGCAUUUUUGGAGAAGCCUCAUUAAUGCUCACCAAAGAAAAUGAUACUUAGAUCUUUCUUUUUAAAGACUUAUGUAAGCUUCACUUGAAUUCAUGUAUUUAAAAUGGUGAUAUUGUGCCUCUGCAGUAGUGCUGAAUUGCAGCUUCCUUAUUUUAGUUUGUAUUGUAAUGUGAAUUAAUUUAGAAAAAAACUUAUAACAUUUUAAGAAUGGAAUUGAAGGAUCAGCUUUUUUAUUAGACGUCAGUGUAGUUUAAGUCAUUUGCAGACAACAGAAUAAAUAUCUAUGAAUUUAUUGUCUCACAAGCACCAUAAAAUUAAUGUCUUGCUUCAUUCUGUGCCAUGCAGAAUUACAUUCUUGCACAUUUUUCACACUUUAAAAAAAAAAAAAACCUGAGUAACGGCAGCUUGCUGAGGUUUUGACCCAGUUUAGUAUAUAUUUUAAGUAUUAAACUGUAAAUACCAA
Molecule: messenger RNA, 980 nt
Organism: Gavialis gangeticus (Gharial)
Lineage: Eukaryota; Metazoa; Chordata; Crocodylia; Gavialidae
Gene: ACP1
Product: acid phosphatase 1, soluble
Exons: 6
Coding region: 66-542 (158 amino acids)
Biological process (GO): protein dephosphorylation
Cellular component (GO): cytoplasm
Molecular function (GO): acid phosphatase activity; non-membrane spanning protein tyrosine phosphatase activity
Source: RefSeq, a predicted model, not a curated record